GCGGGGCGGGGCGGGCGUCGCAGCCAACCAGGCGGCGCGCGGGGCGGGCGAACUCGGCGGACGAGGCAGCCAAGAUGCGGCGCUGAUCGGGCGGCCGGGGCAGCAGGUGCGUCUCCUUCAGCGCCGCGGCUCAUGAUGUGCCUGGAGAGCGACGGCUCGUCGGGCAGCGGCCCCCCCGGCUGCGGCGGACGCCUUCGGGUCUCGGCGACUGCGGUGGCCGGCGACGACGACGAGGAGGAAGACGACGGCGGCGGCGGCGGCGGAGAUCGGGGUUGUUGCGGACGGGCCGGCGAGGUGCAGACGCUCUCCGGCGCUCUCCCGGCGCCCGGCGGAGGAGGCAAGAGCGCCGGCAACGCCGAGAGGGGCUGCCAGGCGGCGCCCGGCGCGGCUCCCAGCUUGGGCAGAGCCCGCGUGGCAGCCGCCGCCAUCCUCAGCGUGGGCAACGUCCUCAACUACCUGGACAGGUACACCGUGGCAGGCGUUUUGCUAGAUAUCCAGCAACAUUUUGGGGUUAAGGACAGCGGAGCUGGCUUGCUACAGACAGUUUUCAUCUGUAGCUUUAUGGUGGCAGCCCCAAUAUUUGGCUACCUUGGUGACCGUUUCAACAGGAAGAUUAUUCUUAGCUGUGGGAUCUUCUUCUGGUCAGCCAUUACCUUCUCCAGCUCCUUUAUCACUGAACAGUACUUUUGGCUGUUUGUCCUCUCCCGAGGUUUGGUUGGCAUCGGUGAAGCUAGUUACUCUACCAUCGCUCCAACUAUUAUCGGAGAUCUCUUCACCAAAAACACUCGGACACUUAUGCUGUCGGUCUUUUAUUUUGCAAUUCCUCUGGGCAGUGGCUUAGGAUAUAUCACGGGAUCAAGUGUCAAGCAAGUAGCUGGAGAUUGGCACUGGGCCCUGCGGGUUUCUCCACUUUUAGGUAUGAUCACAGGGACGCUUAUCUUAAUAUUUGUACCAGCUGCUAAAAGAGGCAAUGCUGAACAACUGGGAGCACAGCUGAAGGCCCGGACCUCCUGGCUGAGGGACAUGAAGGCCUUGAUAAGAAAUCGCAGUUAUGUGUUUUCGUCCCUGGCUACCUCUGCUGUUUCCUUUGCCACGGGAGCUUUGGGGAUGUGGUUCCCUGUUUACCUGCAUCGGGCCCAAGUUGUUCAAAAAACAGCAGAGAUUUGCACUUCACAGCCCUGUGGGACUAAAGACAGCUUGAUCUUUGGAGCCAUCACCUGCUUCACUGGAUUUCUGGGCGUGAUCACUGGGGCUGGAGCUACCAAGUGGUGCCGGGUGAAAACACAGAGAGCGGAUCCUCUAGUUUGCGCUGUCGGGAUGCUGGGAUCAGCCAUCUUUACCUGCUUGAUUUUCGUUGCAGCCAAGAACAGCAUCGUAGGAGCCUAUGUCUGCAUUUUUAUUGGUGAGACUCUUUUGUUUUCAAACUGGGCCAUCACAGCUGACAUUCUUAUGUAUGUGGUUAUUCCUACACGACGAGCGACAGCCGUAGCUUUGCAGAGCUUCACCUCACAUCUUUUGGGAGAUGCUGGAAGUCCCUACCUGGUUGGAUUUAUCUCCGAUGUGAUACGGCAGAGCACAAAGGAGUCGCCACUCUGGGAAUUCCUCAGUUUAGGUUAUGCGCUGAUGCUGUGCCCUUUUGUUGUGGUCCUCGGGGGGAUGUUUUUCCUGGCCACCGCCUCUUCUUCCUAAGCGACAGAGCCAAAGCUGAG
Ahaetulla prasina is the source of this 1709-nucleotide messenger RNA. It is a transcript of the gene SPNS2, whose product is annotated as SPNS lysolipid transporter 2, sphingosine-1-phosphate. The transcript is spliced from 11 exons. Bases 133 to 1689 code for a protein of 518 amino acids. Gene Ontology annotation, cellular component: membrane. Gene Ontology annotation, molecular function: transmembrane transporter activity; sphingolipid intramembrane carrier activity. The record is from RefSeq and is a predicted model, not a curated record. Lineage: Eukaryota; Metazoa; Chordata; Lepidosauria; Squamata; Colubridae. Gene Ontology annotation, biological process: sphingosine-1-phosphate receptor signaling pathway; transmembrane transport; lipid transport.